GUCCAAAGUCAACUCUCUCUCUCCUCCUUCAUUUAUCUCCUCCUCAUCUCCUCUGCUCUUUCUUUCUUCUUCAAACUUCAAUACCCAAACCAUGAGCUUUCAGCUACACCCCUUUUAACCUCCUUCCUUUCUUCUAUUUCUUUCUCUCUAUAUAUAUAUUUAACAAGGACUUCUUUAUUGGGUUUCUUCGAAAAUGGGAAACGGGAUUGGAAAGCUGAGCCUGUGCUUCGCAGGGGACGCCGGAGAUAUUUCCCGCCGAAGGAAUGAUAUCGCUGUGUGUUCUGCGGACCCUCUUGACGAAGGUUUUGGCCACUCUUUCUGCUACAUACCGCCGGACCCAGUUCGCAAAUCCCAAUCGUUGGAUGAUUCUUCCUCCGCAGCCCCACAAACGACGGUUUUCCGCACCAUCUCUGGCGCCGCCAUCUCCGCCAACACCUCCACUCUUCUCUCAACUGAUCUUUUGGCUUACAGCAAUUCCACUUUGCUCGACAAGGCUUCAGCUUUUGAAAGCUCGAAUUUUUUCUCCUCUAUUCCCCUCCAACCGAUUCCCAGGAACUCUAUUCACACAGUUAAAUCCGGCCCGAUUUUGAGGAAUUCGGUCCCGGGAUCCGGCCCGAUGGAGCGUGGUUUCAUGUCCGGACCCAUUGAACGCAGCUUCAUUUCCGGUCCCUUGGAUAAUCAGAUUGAUCAGUUGCAGAGGUACAGGCCUAAAUCCAAGAAACGGGCUUUGGUUAAAAAUUUUAAAAAGGUGAUGUCUAGAUCUUUUUGGAGUUUCUCUAGAGAGCUGAAUAGUAUUGAGAGAGAACAUAAUAUUGUUGCGGUGAGUGGAAGUAACAGUGGGAACAGUAGUACCAUUACUAGUCAUACUUUGAGUAGUGAAAUGAGCUUGGUUGAUGAGAAUGAUGAUGUUGGGAAUGAAUCUUUUGGAAGUCAAAAUCUGCAGUGGGCUCAAGGUAAAGCCGGUGAGGAUAGAGUGCAUGUUGUGAUCUCUGAGGAGCAUGGAUGGGUUUUUGUUGGGAUAUAUGAUGGAUUCAACGGCCCUGAUGCUACUGAUUUUCUCUUGAAUAAUCUCUAUUCCAAUGUUUACAAGGAGCUCAGGGGGUUGCUAUGGUGUGAUAAGACUGAAUCUUGUGAGAAUACGAUAACCAGCUCUUCUUUGUCAUCAAAGAGUUUGGAUAGUAAGGACAGGGUGGAGCUUGACAAGAAGUUAAGGGAAAAGUUGAGCAAUUUGGGACCUGACGGGUUUGCAGAUAACACUAUGACCGUUAAUCAUUUGGGAGUUCUGAAAGCGCUGUCUGAGGCGUUGAGGAAGACGGAAGCAGCAUAUUUGGAGAUUGCAGAUAUGAUGUUGCUGGAGAAUCCUGUGCUGGCGUUGAUGGGAUCUUGUGUCCUGGUGAUGGUGAUGAAGGGCGACGAUGUUUAUUUGAUGAAUGUUGGUGAUAGCAGGGCAGUCUUAGCUAAAAAAACUGAGAAUGAUUCUCAAUCCGGGAAGACGAGGAAGGACUUUGAAGAAUCACUCUAUGGCUAUGAAUACGAAAACGUGCAUACUUUGACUUCUCAUCAGCUCACAAUGGAUCAUAGUACUUCUGUUAAAGAGGAAGUGAGAAGGAUUAGAAAUGCACAUCCAGAUGAUGCUUCUGCAGUUAUCAACGAUCGAGUGAAAGGUUCCUUGAAGGUCACCCGGGCUUUUGGAGCCGGCUUUCUCAAGCAGCCCAAAUGGAACAAUGCACUUCUAGAGAUGUUCAGAAUUGAUUACAUUGGAACUUCCCCAUACAUCACAUGCUCACCGUCCCUUUGCCACCACAGAUUAGAACCCAAGGACAAAUUCUUGAUCUUGUCUUCCGAUGGCCUCUACCAGUACUUCACCAAUGAAGAGGCUGUUGCUGAAGUCGAAACAUUCAUGUUAACAUUCCCUGAUGGAGAUCCGGCCCAACAUCUUGUUGAAGAAGUGCUAUUUCGUGCUGCCAAGAAAGCUGGAAUGGAUUUCCAUGAAUUGCUUGAUAUCCCACAAGGGGAUCGAAGGAGGUACCAUGACGACGUCUCGAUUAUCAUCAUUUCCUUUGAAGGAAGAAUAUGGCGUUCAUCCGUGUAACUAGCUCUAGGAUUAGAGAUACAAAUAGGAUUUAAAAAAAGAAAGGAAAAAAAAAAAACAGAGAAAUUUUUCAGGAAGCUAGAAGCAAAUUUUGUUUCUCUUGGAUGAUAUACAUCUUCCUGAAUGUGUUUAUGUUAAUAGCGCAUAAAAGUAGGUUAUAUUUUCAGAGUUGAAACGUAUGAUAGAAAAACUCUGUGUGAUCUGCCGUUUUGUGGGGACUGUAAAUGCUGAUAACCCCAAAGGUUUUGCCCUUUCUUGGUAUGUAAUACAAGUUCAAGAUUUUGUACUUUCUUGAGGUUUUGCUUUAUUCUUCAAGAAGUGCCCUUCCGACACUGAUAACUUUCAA
Sesamum indicum (sesame) is the source of this 2438-nucleotide messenger RNA. RefSeq names its product putative protein phosphatase 2C 23. NCBI's taxonomy places the organism in Eukaryota, Viridiplantae, Streptophyta, Magnoliopsida, Lamiales, Pedaliaceae. The record is from RefSeq and is a predicted model, not a curated record. Gene Ontology annotation, biological process: protein dephosphorylation. Gene Ontology annotation, molecular function: protein serine/threonine phosphatase activity.